This is a messenger RNA of Metarhizium brunneum ARSEF 3297, 4533 nucleotides long. RefSeq names its product Lysophospholipase (gene NTE1). Gene Ontology annotation, molecular function: phosphatidylcholine lysophospholipase A1 activity. Gene Ontology annotation, biological process: lipid metabolic process. Gene Ontology annotation, cellular component: endoplasmic reticulum. NCBI's taxonomy places the organism in Eukaryota, Fungi, Ascomycota, Sordariomycetes, Hypocreales, Clavicipitaceae. The record is from RefSeq and is a predicted model, not a curated record.
AUGGCAUCUGACUUGUCGAAUGCCGCGCAAGUGGCCAGCAGCGUCGCCUCGUCGCUUGCUGCCCCAUGGGACCCUUCAGCAGCCCAGCCACUUACCGACGCCAUGAUUACUGCAUCAGCAAAGGUAGCAGCUGCUCAUGAGCCUACAGGCUGGCUCGGAUUCUUUGGGUGGCUGCUGUAUGUCGUCUUCAAUCUGACCUCUACCGUGUUAUACUGGGUCGUGCGUUUAGCAACCAUUUCUAUCCCCAGGCUGCUCUAUGCCUUGUUUUCCAGUAGCUGGACGGUGACUAUGAACGCUACUACGCUUAUGUUCAUCCUGGUCGGUGUUGUUUCUGCUGUCAGUUGGGUUGUGAGAUAUCGCAUCCUGAACAUGUACUCCAGGCUCCCGCCUGAGCCCCAACGGAAAGAACCUGAAAUAGAUCUUUUCCCAGAUAGUCACGAGGAGGGCAAUAAAGGAGGACUAGCGAGCUACCUCGAUGAGUUCCUGAGCGCUAUCAAGAUUUUCGGCUACCUUGAGCGUCCAGUCUUUCACGAAUUGACGCGCAGCAUGCAGACCAGGAAACUGAUUGCUGGUGAGACAAUCAACCUGGAAGAGGAAAAGGGAUUUUGUAUUGUCGUUGAUGGUUUGGUUGAGAUUUUCGUCAAAUCUGGCAGACACAAGACCGCCCGUGAACCUUUGGCUGCCCAUGACCUCGACACAUCCAGUGACGAGGAAGUGGCUCCGGACCAACAGAGAUAUCAGCUCUUGACGGAAGUGCGUAAUGGAGCUCCUAUGUCCUCGCUCUUUUCCAUCAUGUCGCUCUUCACUGAGGAUGUGAGGCUUCGCCUAAACGAUGAAGCCUCUCCAGUGCCUCCAAAUGGGGAGAGUGACUACCGCAGGCAUCUCUCAGUCGGCGAAUCCGAGACACAAAGCUUUACACCUGCUCCAGCUUCUAUGCCUAAUACGCCUCAUCUGGAUGGGAAGGGCGGCCAGCCAGACGACAAGAGUGUAUCGGCGGAAGGUAAAAGCCAGCUGCUCCCUGUGGGUGAUCUCCACGAGUCUGGCUCCAACAUCCCUCCCAUUUCUUUGGACCCUUCGUCUCCGACGCAACCCCAGAGACCCAAGCUUCCGGGAAGAGUGGCUUCUCACUCAGCACACCCUGACAUUAUUGCUCGGGCCACUGUGGACACAACAAUUGCCAUCAUUCCCGCGAGUGCGUUCCGCCGUCUCAUCAGGAUCUACCCGAAAGCUACUUCGCACAUCGUCCAUGUCAUUCUAUCUCGUUUUCAACGCGUUACCCUGGCUCAUGCUUUCGAUUACCUCGGCUUGACUGGAGAGGUGUUGCAAACGGAGAAGAGCAUGACCAAAUACACCGUGUGCCAACUUCCCAACAUUCUCAGAGGCGAUGCCUUGUCAAGGUUGAAGGAAAAGUUCAAGCAUGAGCGAGCACGCAUUGCUGGUGAUGAUGAGAGAAACGGCAUCGCCUUGCAUAAUGCAGCGGCUACCAGACGUCGCCGCUCUAGUAGCACUACGCUGCGCAGGGAAGCAAUGCUGUCCUCAAUGACCAAGCAUCGACCAUCCUCAGUUUUGGGAUCUAAUUUGUCCGUGGAGGAAUCUCCUCAAAAUCGCCAGCAUACUUCAAGCCACCCCGGUGAUUUGGCGAAUAUUCACGCUAGCCGAAAUGCUGGUCGUUCUCCCAUCACACCAGGAGCUAGUGCAAAGGAUGUGACUAGUCCGCUUGCCCACAGGUCUUUCAACCCAUUCGACUCUCAACGGCAUGCAAGAAUAUCCGUGGAUUCAAGAGAGUCCCUUGAUGAAGAUAAUUUGUUCCGAUCAUCCAUUCUCGAAUGCAUGUUCAAGUCUCUUGGUCUGAAUGGAAGUGGUUCGUCGUCACGUGAACCAGAAUCAGUCGAUGGCUCCCCAAGGCUACUGUCCGCAGAUCACAGACGCAAGACCUUUGGAACAAAUAAUGCAUUUGGGUUUAUGGGGCCGUUCGAAACUUCUGGAGAUGGCGAAACUGAGUCAAUCACAUCGAGUGGCUUAACGGUUCACACGCCUCCAAGUGCGCACAUAUUAUCUCACGAGAUCAAAGACGAGGUGGAGAUUGUCUUCUUUCCCAAGGGCUCUGUACUAGUCGAGCAAGGUGAACGAAAUCCUGGCCUGUACUAUGUUGUUGACGGAUUUCUCGAUAUUGGUACAUACACAACGGAACAACGCCCACACAACAUUCUACAGACAUCUGGCACCGCAUCAUUUAAUAUUGACGCAAGAAACAAUGCCACUCGUCGGACUGAUUCCAACAAGGACAAUGGGCGUACCCGUCGCAGCGUGUCAUUGGUGAAGCCCGGCGGAUUAGCUGGCUACAUCGGCAGCGUGUCGUCGUAUCGAUCCUUUAUCGAUGUUGUUGCCAAGACGGACGUUUACGUUGGUUUCCUCCCCGGAGCAGCGCUGGAAAGAAUUGUGGAUAAAUACCCUAUCGUGCUCCUCACCAUGGCCAAGAGGUUGACGCAUGUUUUACCACGCCUGAUCCUCCACAUUGAUUUUGCUCUUGAAUGGGUGCAGGUGAAUGCUGGGCAAGUAAUUUUCCACAGAGGUGAUGAAUCGGAGGCCAUUUACAUUGUCCUGAAUGGCCGCCUUCGUUUGGUAGCAGAUAGGAAGGACGGGGGCAUGUCCGCACUUGCUGAGUUUGGUCAAGGCGAAAGUGUGGGAGAACUGGAGGUUCUCACUGAGACCGUCCGACCUGGAACCUUGCAUGCUAUUCGUGAUACCGAGCUUGUCAAAUUUCCUCGCACUUUAUUCAACAGUUUGGCACAAGAGCAUCCCAACAUUACUAUCAAGAUAUCCAAGAUCAUUGCCUCUCGCAUGAGAGCUGCGGUAGAGGAUCCUCCAAAGAAUGGUGCUGAGGAGUCCGGAUCUGGAGCCAUCAACAAUCAAAGGAAAUCUACCAUGAAUCUUCGAACGGUUGCCAUUCUCCCAGUUACAGCAGGCGUUCCAGUUGUCGAGUUUGGUAAUCGCCUGAUGAAUGCUCUGGCGCAGGUUGGACCGCCCAACGGCGCCACGUCUCUCAACCAAUCCGCCAUCUUGAACCACCUUGGCAAGCAUGCGUUCAACAAGAUGGGUAAAUUGCGUCUCACUCAAUAUCUUGCCGAUCUCGAGGAGAAGUACGGUCUCGUGGUAUACGUCGCAGAUACCAGUGUCAACUCACCGUGGACGCAAACCUGUAUUACACAAGCUGACAGCAUUCUGCUUGUCGGUCUUGCUGAUGGUUCCUCGGCCACCGGCGAGUAUGAACGAUUCAUGCUUGGGAUGAAGUCGACUGCCAGGAAGAUGCUCGUCCUAGUGCACAAUGAGCGCUUCUCACGACCAGGCUUGACUCGAUCCUGGCUGCGCAACAGAAUGUGGAUCAACGGUGGUCACUACCAUAUUCAGAUGCCAUAUAGUACAAAUACCAUACCUGUACACCUUCCCCCGUCUAAGAGACUUGGAAAAGCUCUCAAAGAACGAGUGCAGGUGCUUCAAGCAGAGAUUCAAAAAUACACGUCAAGGAAAGUCCACCACACACCGUAUUACUCUCCUGACACCCCGUACAAGAGCGACUUUCAUCGUCUUGCCCGUCGCCUCUGUGGCAAGUCUAUUGGGUUGGUGCUCGGUGGCGGCGGGGCUAGAGGUAUGAGCCAGAUUGGUGUGAUUAGGGCUAUGGAAGAGGCCGGCAUUCCCAUUGACGUGAUCGGUGGCACUUCUAUUGGCGCCUUCGUUGGAGCUUUAUAUGCUCGCCAUGCAGAUAUAGUCCCCAUGUUUGGUUUUGCAAAGAAGUUCUUUGGCCGCAUGGCAAGUUUGUGGCGAUUCGCUCUCGACUUGACGUACCCAUCGGCAUCAUACACAACUGGCCAUGAAUUCAAUCGAGGCAUCUUCAAGACGUUUGGCAACACACAGAUUGAAGAUUUUUGGCUCGAGUAUUACUGCAACACGACCAAUAUCAGUAAGAGCAGAGUGGAAUUUCACACGAGUGGAUAUGCAUGGAGGUAUAUCCGAGCAUCCAUGUCGCUUGCUGGCUUGCUGCCACCUCUCUGCGACGAAGGGAGCAUGCUAUUGGACGGUGGCUAUGUGGACAAUUUAACAGUUUCGCAUAUGAAGGCGCUUGGUGUUGAUAUCAUCUUUGCUGUCGAUGUCGGAGCCCUUGACGAUGACACGCCACAAACGUAUGGUGACUCGCUGUCGGGUAUGUGGGCUUUCUUCAACAGAUGGAACCCAUUGUCAGCACAUCCCAACCCCCCUACGUUAGCAGAGAUCCAGGGGCGUUUGGCUUAUGUGUCGAGCGUAGAUGCAUUGGAGCGAGCAAAGACUAUGCCAGGGUGCAUUUACAUGCGCCCGCCUGUUGAUGACUAUGGCACACUGGAUUUUAUCAAAUUCGACGAAGUAUACCAGACGGGAUAUAAAUUCGGCAAAGAGUUUUUACAAAAACUGAAAGACGAGGGAGGGUUCCCCUGGAUGGAAGAAGCCGAGGCUAAAGAAGCAAUGCGACGAACAAAGGCACCUCGUAGAGCGAGCAUAUAG